CGAGGUAAGACGUGUCGCGCGAACGAAAAUGUAUUUCAUCGAACUUUAACCAGGACAAUAUCGUGUCUUCCCAAAUAUGGUGACAGGAUAAGUGUAAUAGCGUGACUUGAAUCGUGAUUCGAUAACACAAUAGAUUUUGAUAUCAAACAAUAGUCGCGGACGGAUAUAGUGCAUCGCUAUUUAAAAGUGAUAAAAAAGCUGUGAAAUCGGUUCCGACUCGGAAAAGAAAUAGUUAUUUUAUGCGUUUGCAUUGAAAAUUGUAUACAUUGUGUCAGUUCAUGAACAUAUACUAUGGAAUGAUAUUUGCACUUAAUGGACGCGUUUUGUAAGGAAAAAUGUUGGCCGUGAAGAAUUUCUUUAUGCCGGAAAAGAGGGUGGACUCGCCGAGGUUUUCGAGGAUGCCGGAGGCUCUGAUGCGAUCCAUAAGACGUAGGUCUUUGAGGGUCAAGAGGACUAAGUCUCUGGUACUCGUGAACGAGAAAAGAAAGUCCGAUUCAUUCGUGAACAGUCAAGAAUGGACGGCGUCGCGCGGUGUUACCGAGUUGCGCGUAGGAGUGCUAGGCUCCCCGGACAGUGGCAAAUCAGCGUUGGUCCACAGAUAUCUAACGGGGGCGUAUAUGCAAGAAGAAAGCCCUGAAGGUGGGCGUUUUAAGAAAGAGGUCAUUAUCGAUGGCCACAGUUACCUUUUACUCAUCAGGGAUGAGGGCGGCGCGCCGGAGAUGCAGUUUACUGCUUGGGUAGAUGCCGUAAUAUUCGUAUUUAGUCUCGAGAACGAUAUCAGCUACAACACCGUUUCGAAUUACUUCAAUAAAAUGUCCCACUAUCGGAAUUCAGCUGAAAUUCCGAUCAUAUUGGUUGGGACUCAAGAUGCCAUAAGUGAAAGCAGUCCGCGCGUUGUGGACGACAACCGCGCUCGUAAAUUGUCGAAUGAACUACGGAGGUGCUCUUACUACGAGACGUGCGCAACGUACGGCUUAAACGUAGAACGUGUAUUCCAAGAUGCUUGUCAGAAGAUAGUUGGUACGAGAUUAUCAGCAUCAUCCCAGUGUCUGUCUGGUGGUUCGAGGCCAGUUACUCCACAGCCAGUGGCAAACUCACCAAGCCAUAACCAUUCCACAUUCCUUUAUAAGGAAUCCCUCCCACGCGGCCAUCAUACACUAUCCGCGUCAUCACAUCAUCUCCACCGCGGCGCCUCGUCUUUCGACGCGUCAUCUAACAGCAGCGGGAUAUCGUCAACUCACGUUGUCGAAAUACACAGCACGAACGGCUCUGACACUUCAUCAAGAUGGGGCAACUCUCUCGGCAGCCACGGAUCGUCAACAGGCCUCGUAUCCAUAGCAACGGAGAACAACAACGUCAAGUUCACGGCACCGCACUGCUUGGAUAACUUACAAUUAUCGAAAGAUGUCAAAGACCUACCCACACCUUCGUCCACUCCAACCACAUCAAGGAAGUCGAGGAGAAGAUCCAAUCUAUUCACGCCCUCGAAGAAGGGCGACGAUAGAUUAAAGAAUGGGGAGCUCGGAUCUGGGAGAGCGAUACCGUUAAAACAGGGGUAUUUGUACAAGAAGAGCAGUAAAGCACUGAAUAAGGAGUGGAAGAAGAAAUAUGUAACUUUAUGUGAUGAUGGAAGAUUAACUUAUCAUCCUAGUUUACAUGAUUACAUGGAGGAUGUAAACGGUAAAGAGAUAUCACUGCAAUAUGUGACUGUCAAGGUACCGGGACAAAAACCUAGAGGAUCCAAGUCUAUCAUCACAACGGUACCCGGAUACAACGGGUACACCAGCAUGGAUAUACAUGACAGCAUCGGAGGUUUAUCCCUAGGCUACAAAGACAAACCAACGCGAGCAACGGAUAAAGCAUUAUUAUCAGCGUUCGAUACGAUGAAGGAGCCCGCGUCCAGUCGGCAGUCGCUCGCCUCCGAGGUGGACGUGUGUUCCACAAAUGGCACGGACAAGGACACGCCGCAUGUCAAAAAGAGGCACAGGCGGAUGAAAAGCAGCGGCGUUAAAAAGGAUGGAGAUGAAGAUGCCGAAAGCGCGACGUCGUGCGAAUUCACAAUAGUCAGCUUGGACGGCAAACGGUGGAGGUGGGAGGUGGGCGCCGGCGGGAACCCGGCCGCCUGCGCCGCCGAGCGGGACGCCUGGGUCGCCGCCGUCGAGGCGCAGAUACUCGCCUCGCUGCAGGGACGGACAUCUCGUCAGCCGAUGCCGACGGGCGCGAACUCCACGGGUGAUGUGCGCGCCACGUAUUACAUCCGCCGGGUGAAGGGCAACGACAAGUGCUGCGACUGCGGCGCUCAGGAUCCUGAUUGGGCGAGCUUAAACUUGGGCGUGUUAAUAUGCAUCGAGUGUUCCGGUAUACACAGGAACCUCGGCUCGCAUAUAUCGAGGGUGCGGUCCUUGGAUUUGGACGAGUGGCCGUUGGGUCAUGUGAGUGUGAUGGUGACGAUGGGUAACGCUCUAGCUAAUUCAAUAUGGGAAUCAGACCUACGGGGUCACGUCAAACCCAUAGCUACUUCAACGAGGGAAGAGAAGGAACGAUGGAUCCGGCUGAAGUACGAGCGGCGCGCGUUCCUGUCGGGCGAGGCGGCGGCGGCGGCGGGCGGCGCGGACGCGCUGCGGGCGGCCAGCGCGCGCGGCGCCGUGGGCGCGCUCGCGCGCCUGCUCGCCGCGCCGCCGCCGCGCGCGCCCGCGCCCGCCGAGCGCGCGCUCGCCCUGCGCGCCGCCGCCGCCGCCGGCGACCUGCCCGCCGCGCAGCUGCUCAUCUGGCACAACGGCAACCCGAACUUCCCGGACGCUGACGGCCACACGUGCGUGUUCUACGCCCGAGCGGCCGCGAACCACCUGUCGGGUAUACCCACCCAGUACCCGAAAAAUCUUCAAAUCACGUGUCCGCUCCACCCCAACCCCCCCGCGAGUUCCGGAACUAAUUCGACAAGCUCCAGCUCGAGUACGAAGAGUACGAAAAUACCGGAUCCCGAAUGUAAUUGUAUCAUAUUCGAGUUGUUGAACGCGCAGAGCGCUUCGAACGCACUUGUCGAAAUUUUUAUCGGCUUACAGAACAACCAGUACAUGAGUAACGGGUUCGAUUCCUUCAGUCAGACGCUAGGCAGGCCUCUCGGGCCUAAUUUAUCACUAACCAAUGGCAAGUGCGGGAGCAUUGUAUAAUUAUUUCUAUUAUAAUUCUACGUUUUUGUAGUUCGUUUAGUAUCGGAUGUUGGAACUUGGUUUUGAUAUCUGGUGACUCAUUGCAGGCAUAAAAAGAAAUUUUAUAUUUCGAAAUAAAUAUUAUUCUUAAAUGUAUUAUAUAAUAAUUUAAUCUAUAUAGACAAUUAUAAUUAUUACAAAUUUAAUUAUAUAAAAUAUGUUGUCGCAUAAUAUUUUGUGAUUUUCCUCUCUGACACCAUUAAUAUUAUCUUAAACAUUCUGUAUUGAAUAUUUUGUCAAUGAGCCACCAGUAUAUUAUGUAAUAAAUGUCGUUUUAAGUCUUUAAAAGCGAAUUCUAUAUGAAAUUCGACAGAUGUCUCAUGAAUCAUCAUACAUAGUUACCAAAAUCACCGAGUAUACACAUUAGUAUUUGCAUAAAUAAUAGUAUAAAUAUAGUUUAAAAAAAGAUAUUAGUUUUUAAAUUAAUAUAAGGGUUUUUUUUUUCUUAAAGUGACACACAACUUUUUAUGUUCACAUUUUUAAAUAAAUUAUUUUUUUUUUAAUUAUAGAUUAAAAAAAAAGCCGCUCUUAAUUAUCAAAUUUCUUUGUAAUUAUUUCUUUUAUAUCAGUUUUCAUUUGCUGAAUGAAGUUAUUUGCUAUUUUUUGUGAUGUUGGAUAAGGUAGGGAUCGGUUGACCUACCGGUAGCUCGAUGGGAUACAGAUUAAAAAUAAUACGUUUUUGUAAUUUAAUAGUACCGAGGUGCUGAAAUUUUCUAUAUGAACAAAAUUUUUUUUUAUUAUAGUUUUUGGUGCUCAUUUAAUUUUUAAUUUAGUUUGAAAGUGCUAAUCCAGGUGGAUCAGUUUUAAAAGUGUUUUAUAUAUUUGUCGAUUUUUUUUUUCUGGCCAAUUUUUGGGCAAAAGUCAAAAUAAAACGAUCUAUUAUGAUUCAAUCCGAUCACAUUUUAAUAUCAUUUUAUAAAUCUUAUCCAAUUAUGUAAAAAUUACAUGGCUCUAUAUCAAAACUACUUACAACGUGAAAUUACUCUAAUGACUGGCUGCUGAGAGAUUGCAUUCCUGACAAGUCCUUGAUUAAAAUGACGAUGGAACCAUAAAAUGGCGAAGAAUUUGCUAUAUUACUAUUAUUAUAUUGCAUAAUAUCUUUAAAAACUAUUGGCUUGACGUAUAAAUUGCAAUUGAUUAAUUAAACGAUACGCUGUCUUCUUCCUUCGAAUGUCGAAUCAAUGAUGUCAGAAAGAGAAAACAGAGUUUAACUAAAUAUCCGCGAAGCAACGUUUAUAAGUUGGAAGAUACAUCAUUAUGUCACUUUUUUUCUAUCAGUACUGCGCUGUUACAUUGUUUUGUCAACUGUUUAUUUUUGUAUUGUAGCAUUUGUCACCAAGUAAUACACGUCAUACACGCAUUCUCUCAACGGCCGGACUUUAAAGUUUGUCAUUCAAUAAUCAUGCCACUUCAAGUCAUGCCAAGUUAUGUCAACGGUGCUUUUCUAUACAUCUCUCUUGAAUGGUACCAUUAUAUAUUUUACACCACUAAACAAAUUCGCUGUAUAAUACUAUUAUAUUAUAUUGGACAAUACUUGGAGUUUUUAGAAGAUAAUGGGUAAUGAAAGUAAUGGGUGUGCAUAUAGCUUUAUAUAUAUUGGAUUUAAAUGAGUUGAAGUUUUUUAUGUGAAUUUGUCUUAAUAAUAUUGUCCAGUAAUAACCGGUGAAUGAAUUAAUAAUGACAGAAAGUAAUUACGCCCGUUAUUAUAAAUGUUAUUUAGCGGACGAUCAGUUAAACAAUGCUCUGUAUCUUUCUUUCGAAUGUGAAAUCAAUAAUGAGAGAAAGAGAGAAAUCAAUGUUUAACUAAACAGCUGCUAAGUAAUGUUUAUAAGUAAGGCGGUUAGUGUACAAGUAUAAUGUAUCGUUUUUUUUUAACAUGAGAAAUUUUAAUUGUUUAAUUUAUUAUGUAAAUAUGGUUUGAAUUUCUACAUGUCUCCUUAUAUAAAAUCAAUUUUUAAAUUAGAUAAAUAUUUAUUAUUAUAUAAUAUUAUCUUUCAAAUAUCGAUUUUGAUAAUAUUUUUAAAAUGGAAAAGAUACGAUUAUAAUAACAAAUGUAAAAGGUAAAUAUUUCUAAAAGUAAGCAUGCUGCAGUCCCACUGCUGGGGCUAAGGACUCCUUUUGAGGUUCGGAGCUUACUCCACGGUGCUCCAAUGCAAGUUUAUGGAAGAUCUUUUUUUUUUUAACAUAAAUAUGUAAUGAGCAAUGCGACAAAUAUUUUGAUUGAAAUUUUUAAUCUAUGCACAAAUAUUCGUUUUUAGUGAUGUGAUAUAUAUUGUAAUUUUUCAAUUUUACCGAAAUUUCAUAAUGAACGUUAACUCUAUGAAAUAAUUGACUUAUUGUAAUAUUAGAUUUCGAUUCAAUUCUCAAUGUUCUAUCGUUUGAGUUAUGGAUGUAAAUCCACUUUGAAAUUAAUUAUUAAUACAUUUCAAUUUGAUAUCGAAUAUGCCUCUCAUAUCACAAUUGUCGUUGAAUAUAUAAUAACUAUGAAACGCAUCACACUAUGUUUAUUAUUAAAUAGCGGAACGAUCCGAAUUUGUCUAUAUUUUUUUUUAUCGAUAUUCUAUCGAAACGGAGAUUUCGCAUAAUUAAUUUCGUGACGAAAAUUUUUACAAUCGUAAGAUUAAUCGUUUAUAUAUAUUAUUCGUUUCGAUAGAUUAUCGAUUUUGACGUAGAUAUAGUAAUUUUUUUUUUUUUAUUUUUUUUUUUUUUAAAUUAGAUGUAACAUAAAUUAUUGAAAUAGUAUACAAGAUCUCAGCUCAACGCUAUUCGUAGGUAUAAUUAGUGUAAUUUAGUGGUAAUAUAUGUCGCUUUUUUCCUACAUCCCUUGGGUAUUGGAUAUGAAGUAUAUAAUAACAAUAUACCUUGGUCGUUUCGUAUUCGAUUCAAAAUAAUCGAUUUCGAUUAUUAUUCGAUACGUAUCGAAUCGGGUGUUUAUAUUCGAUUCUUUUAAAAGGCGAUUAACAAAAAUUUUUUUGUUUUGUUUUUU
Molecule: messenger RNA, 6195 nt
Organism: Nymphalis io (European peacock)
Lineage: Eukaryota; Metazoa; Arthropoda; Insecta; Lepidoptera; Nymphalidae
Gene: CenG1A
Product: centaurin-gamma-1A
Exons: 15
Coding region: 336-3170 (944 amino acids)
Cellular component (GO): nucleus
Molecular function (GO): GTPase activator activity; GTP binding; GTPase activity
Source: RefSeq, a predicted model, not a curated record